Molecule: messenger RNA, 3019 nt
Organism: Apis cerana (Asiatic honeybee)
Lineage: Eukaryota; Metazoa; Arthropoda; Insecta; Hymenoptera; Apidae
Cellular component (GO): extracellular region
Source: RefSeq, a predicted model, not a curated record
CUAAUCCUUUAAAAAAUAUCUACAAGAUAAACGAAAAUUUUGAAAAUUCAAAAAAACAAUUUACUUUAUCUCUGUAAAGUACGUACCAUUACCACCUAUAUAUUGACCAACCGUAGUCAAAAUUCAACAGUUUGUACAGUUCACUUACAUUCUGCAGUAUCCUAAAAAAAUGACAAAGUGGUUGUUUAUGGUGGCAUGCCUUGGGAUAGCUUGUCAAGGUGCCAUUAUUCGACAAAAUUCUGCAAAAAACUUGGAAAAUUCAUUGAACGUAAUUCACGAAUGGAAAUAUAUCGAUUAUGAUUUCGGUAGCGAAGAAAGAAGACAAGCUGCGAUUCAAUCUGGCGAAUACGAUCAUACGAAAAAUUAUCCCUUCGAUGUCGAUCAAUGGCAUGAUAAGACUUUUGUCACCAUACUAAAGUACGAUGGUGUGCCUUCUACUUUGAACAUGAUAUCUAACAAAAUCGGUAAGGGUGGACGCCUUCUACAACCAUAUCCUGAUUGGUCGUGGGCAGAGAAUAAAGAUUGCUCUGGAAUCGUGAGCGCUUUCAAAAUUGCGAUUGACAAAUUCGACAGAUUGUGGGUUUUGGAUUCAGGUCUUAUCAAUAGAACUGAACCUAUAUGUGCUCCAAAGUUGCAUGUCUUUGAUCUGAAAAACACAAAGCACCUUAAGCAAAUCGAAAUACCGCAUGAUAUUGCCGUAAAUGCCACCACAGGAAAAGGAGGGCUAGUCUCUCUAGUUGUUCAAGCCAUGGAUCCUAUGAAUACUUUAGUAUACAUAGCAGACCAUAAGGGUGAUGCUUUGAUCGUCUAUCAAAAUUCCGAUGAUUCCUUCCAUCGAAUGACUUCCAACACUUUCGAUUACGAUCCCAGAUAUGCCAAAAUGACGAUCAAUGGAGAAAGUUUCACACUGAAAAAUGGAAUUUGUGGAAUGGCUCUUAGUCCCGUGACGAACAAUCUUUAUUACAGUCCUCUCGCUUCUCACGGUUUGUAUUAUGUCAACACGGAACCAUUUAUGAAAUCACAAUUUGGAGACAAUAAUAACGUGCAAUAUAAAGGAUCCCAAGAUACUUUGAACACGCAAUCAUUGGCUAAAGCAGUAUCGAAAGAUGGCGUCCUGUUCGUCGGACUUGUGGGUAAUUCAGCUCUUGGAUGCUUGAACGAGCAUCAACCACUUCAGAGAGAAAAUUUAGAACUGGUCGCCCAAAAUGAAAAAACACUUCAAAUGAUCGCAGGUAUGAAAAUUAAGGAAGAGCUUCCACAUUUCGUAGGAAGUAACAAACCUGUAAAGGACGAAUAUAUGUUAGUUUUAAGUAACAAAAUGCAGAAAAUAGUAAAUAAUGAUUUUAAUUUCAACGACGUAAACUUCCGAAUUUUGGGUGCGAAUGUAAAGGAAUUAAUGAGAAAUACUCAUUGCGCAAAUUUUAACAAUAAAAAUAAUCAGAAGAAUAACAAUCAGAACAAUAACAAUCAGAAGAAUAACAAUCAGAAUAAUAACAAUCAGAAGAAUAACAAUCAGAAAAAUAACAAUCAGAAGAAUAACAAUCAGAAUACUAACAAUUAGAAUGAUAAUCAAUAUCUUAAAAAAAUGACAAAGUGGUUGUUUAUGGUGGUAUGCCUUGGCAUAGCUUGUCAAGGCGCCAUUGUUCGAAAAAAUUCUGCACGAAACUUGGAAAAUUCGUUGAACGUACUUCACGAAUGGAAAUAUAUCGAUUAUGAUUUCGGUAGCGAAGAAAGAAGACAAGCUGCGAUUCAAUCUGGCGAAUACGAUCAUACGAAAAAUUAUCCCUUCGAUGUCGAUCAAUGGCGUGAUAAGACUUUUGUCACCGUAUUAAGAUACGAUGGUGUGCCUUCUUCUUUGAACGUGAUAUCUGAUAAAACUGGCAACGGUGGACGACUUCUACAACCGUAUCCUGAUUGGUCGUGGACGAAAUAUAAAGAUUGCUCUGGAAUCGUGAACGCUUACAAUAUUGCGGUCGAUAAAUACGACAGAUUGUGGGUUUUGGAUUCAGGUCUUAUUAAUAAUAUUCAACCCAUGUGUUCCCCAAAAUUGCUUGUCUUUGAUCUAAAUAGCUCACAAUUGCUCAAGCAAGUGGAUAUACCGCACGAUAUUGCCGUAAAUACCACCACAGAAAACGGAAGAUUAGCAUCUUUAGUUGUCCAAGCUAUGAAUCCUAUGAAUACUCUGGUGUAUUUGUCAGACAACAGAGGUGACGCUUUAAUCGUCUACCAAAAUUUCGACGAUUCCUUCCAUCGAUUGACUUCCAACACUUUCGAUUACGAUCCCAAAUAUACCAAAAUGACGAUUGAAGGAGAAAGUUUCACAACGCAAAAUGGAAUUUCUGGAAUGGCUCUUAGUCCCCUGACAAACAAUCUUUAUUACAGUCCUCUCGCUUCUCGUGAUUUGUAUUAUGUUAACACAAAACCAUUCAUGAAAUCAGAAUAUGGAGAAAAUAAUGUCCAAUAUAAAGGAGUCCAAAAUAUUUUCAACACUCAAUCAACCGCUAAAGCAGUAUCGAAAAAUGGCGUUCUUUUCUUCGGUCUCGUGAAUAAUACAGCUGUUGGUUGUUGGAACGAGCAUCAAACACUUCAGAAAGAAAAUACUGAUAUGGUCGCUCAAAAUGAAGAGACACUUCAAAUGAUCGUUGGUAUGAAAAUUAAGGAAUUACUUCCACAUAUCGUCAUUAUUGAUAUAAAUAAUAUAAUAAACAAUGAAUAUAUGUUAGUAUUAAGUAACAGAAUGCAAAAAAUAUUAAACAAUGAUCUUAAUUUCAACGAUAUUAACUUCCGAAUUUUGAUUGGAGGUGUGACCGACUUGUUAGAAAACACUCGUUGCGCAAAUUCUAAUAUUCAGAAUAAUAACAAUCAAAAUAACAAUAUUAACAAUCAAAAUAACGAUAACAAUUUAAGAAUCACAAUAAACUCUUUAAUUAAUUAGCCAUUUUGCGAUGUAUGUAAAUCGAAUAUUCUUCAAAAUUUCUUUAUAUUAUAAAUGAGUAGAAUAAAUAUCGUUUUCACAUAA